AUGCUCAGGAGAUUAUUGCAGGUGAUGGUGCUGCUGAUAGACCGGUGUUAUAUUACAAUACAAAUCAUAAUUCCUGUUUCACAACUCCUGUUGCGGGUUUUAAGGAGUGCUUGGGCGGUCCUGCCCCAGUGCAGAAGACCACGUCAGAGCUGGAUGAGCAUGGAUUUAGCCUCCGAGCGGCUGAAUGGCAGAGGUCCCAGCACAAGACGCAAAGCCUCCACGGCGCUGGAGUCCUUCAAGCGGAUUGGCAUCCCCAUCCUGGCAGCGGUGCUCAGCCUUGCCUGCCUGGUUACGGUCGGGUUCCUGGUCAAGGUUUAUCUGGACUACCACUACUUCUUCUGCAAACAGUCCCUGAAGCUGGUGCCGCUGCAGCAGGUGUGUGACAGGCAGGUGGAUUGUCUGCAGGGCGAGGAUGAGGCCAGCUGUCCCCAGUGGGUCCCUGAGGGGCCACCAGCUGGUGCCCGUGUUUCCAAAGACAGAUCCAUCCUGCAGGUGCUUAACAGAAACACCGGAGCCUGGUCCUGCAUCUGCCACGACCACUUCAACCUGGUGCUGGCAAAAGCAGCCUGCGAGCAAAUGGGCUACAGGAG
Fulmarus glacialis (Northern fulmar) is the source of this 590-nucleotide messenger RNA. Its product is annotated as transmembrane protease serine 4-like. The transcript is spliced from 6 exons. The record is from RefSeq and is a predicted model, not a curated record. The annotation marks the transcript as partial. Gene Ontology annotation, cellular component: membrane. NCBI's taxonomy places the organism in Eukaryota, Metazoa, Chordata, Aves, Procellariiformes, Procellariidae. Gene Ontology annotation, molecular function: protein binding.